AUGGCCGACACAUCAGCCCCCACUUCUGGACACACGGAUCAGUCAGCCAAUCGCGGCAGGAACAACCGCCCUAGAGGAGGCAGAGGAGGGAACAGAGCACCGCGCGAAGGCCAGGACUCGGAACAACCCCAGGCCGGCAACAGAAAUGCUGGCAGAAGCAGAGGUCGCGGUGGACGCGCCAGAGGAGGGGCAGCAGGAGGGGACCCCGGCACACACCACGACAACGAUGCCAAACCCCAGCCCACCACGGAACAACAGAUCCAAGCAAAGGGAAAGGCUCUGGCCCUAGUACCGCAAACAGAAGACGGUGACGAUGUCGAGGCCGAGGUCUGCUUCAUCUGCGCCUCACCAGUCGUCCACCAGAGUGUCGCUCCUUGCAACCACCGCACCUGCCACAUCUGCUCCCUGAGACUGCGUGCCCUCUACAAGACAAAGACUUGCGCUCACUGUCGAACAAGUGCCGAAGAAGUCAUCUUCACCGACGAUGCCAACAAGCGUUUCGAAGACUACAAAACCCAAGAGUUCACCCACAACGACGACAACCUGGGCAUCCACUACGAGAGCCAGGACAUCUUCGAAGACACCAUCCUCCUACUACGCUACAACUGUCCCGACCCGUCAUGCGAUGCUGCCUGUCUAGGCUGGCCAGACCUGCACCGUCACGUCAAGAGUGUCCACCACAAGCAGAUGUGCGAUCUCUGCACCCGUAACAAGAAGGUCUUCACCCACGAACACGAUCUAUUCACCGUCCAAGAUCUGCGUAGACACGAGAAGCAUGGAGACGACAUCCCUGGUGCAGAGAAUCAGUCUGGCUUCAAGGGUCACCCCGAAUGUGGUUUCUGUCGUCAACGCUUCUACGGCGACGACGAGUUGUUCUCUCAUUGCCGUGACCGCCACGAACGCUGUCACUUGUGCGACCGUCGUGACGGUGGCAGACACCCUCAGUACUACGUCGAUUACAAUGCCCUCGAGGUCCACUUCCGAAAGGACCAUUUCGUCUGCCCUGAUCAGGAGUGCUUGGACAAGAAGUUUGUCGUCUUUGACUCUGAAAUGGAUCUGAAGGCUCAUCAGCUUGAAGCUCACCCCAACGGCUUGACCAAGGACGCUCGUCGUGAUGCCCGCAGAGUCGACAUCUCCGGCUUCGAUUACCGUGCUCCUCAUCACCAAGACCGUCCCCAGCGCAAUAACAACAGGGAUAACAACAACAGAGAGCGUCGUGGAGGUGGUCGUGGACGCGACCCAAAUGCUGACCCCUUGCCCGUCUCAUCUGCGCAACCCAUGGGUAGAGCAGAGAUGGCCUACCAACGCCAAAUGGCCAUUCAGAGUGCUCAGUCAGUCUCGACUCGCAGCUUCGGCGGUCAGCUCACCCAGCAGACCGAGACGUAUGCUGCCAGAGCUCCUACCAACGCUCCUGAACCCGCCACUGUCACCGCCUCUCGCCCUGUCGAUUCAUUCCCGUCACUUGGUUCUCUGAGCCUUCAACCAUCGUCAGGUACUCCUCGCACAGCUUCUCCCGACCGUUCCAUGACAGGUUUGACCCCACAAGAACAGGCUCGCCGCCUUCGUCACAACGCGGUCAACGAGCGUGCUGCCAACCUCUUGCGCAACGAUCAGACAAAGCUGGCCGAGUUCCGCAACAAGGUCUCCAUCUACCGUCAAGGAGCAUUGACUGCUGAUCGUCUCAUCGAUGCCUUCUUUGCGCUCUUCGACACGUCUUCGGCCGAGUUGGGCAAGCUGAUCAAGGAACUUGCCGACAUCUUCGAGAUUGCCACAAAGAGAGAUCAAUUACUGAAAGCCUGGAAUAAUUGGCGAUCCAUCAACGAGGACUAUCCCUCACUUCCUCAUGCUGCUGGCGGUCAGUCUGGACCAAGCACCAGCGCAGCAUCUGUUCUUGGCAAUGGCGUUGGCUCCAAGCGUAUUCUGAACCUCAAGUCGAGCACGGCACAAAGUUCGCGUUCUAACAACACUCGUUCUUAUGGUUCUGCUGUUGCUCCACACUCGGGUGGAAAUCCUUCAAGUGCCGGAGGUCUCUCUUUUCCUCCUCUAUCGGCUUCCUCGAGAUCAUCAACUCCUGCCGCCCCACCUGUUCGCGUAAAUCCCACGCAAGCAUCAUGGCUCAACUCGGCACCUGCAUCUGCACGCCCAACGCCUCAGCCAUCACGCUCCGCCACUCCCAGUAACAGCAAGCCGCCAGGCCGUGGAGGUGAUGCCUUCCCAUCUUUACCAAAGGCACAGAAGCCCACUAGCACAGUCUUCAGUCCUGGUUAUACUGGAGCGGGUGUACGACGAGUCAAUGCUGCUGGUCCCUCAACUGUGGCAUGGGCUUCGGGAUCAGGUGGUAUGCAUAGUCCUCCUGCUGUGGAAGAGUCACCGGAGCAGAGAACCAUCAGAAAAGGAAAACAAGGAAAGAAGCAGGUUCUCUUCAAUUGGGGUUGA
Aureobasidium namibiae CBS 147.97 is the source of this 2436-nucleotide messenger RNA. RefSeq lists its product as uncharacterized. Gene Ontology annotation, biological process: rescue of stalled cytosolic ribosome; protein ubiquitination. Bases 1 to 2436 code for a protein of 811 amino acids. The transcript is spliced from 2 exons. The record is from RefSeq and is a predicted model, not a curated record. NCBI's taxonomy places the organism in Eukaryota, Fungi, Ascomycota, Dothideomycetes, Dothideales, Saccotheciaceae. Gene Ontology annotation, molecular function: ribosome binding; ubiquitin protein ligase activity.